AUGAAGCGGCCGAAGCUGAAGAAAGCCAGCAAGAGGCUGACCUGCCACAAGCGCUACAAGAUCCAGAAAAAGAUCAGAGAACACCACCGAAAAGUCAGGAAGGAAGCUAAAAAACGUGGACGCAAAAAGCCCAAAAAAGAUCCCGGUGUUCCCAGUGCUGCACCGUUUAAGGAAGAGCUUCUGCGAGAAGCAGAGCAAAGAAAGCAGAGGCUUGAAGAAUUGAAACAAAAGCAGAAGCUGAACAGACAGAAAGAACAUGAAAAGAGGAGGAAGCUUGAAGCUAAAAAGAAUGCAGCCAAAAUCAAGGAAAAUGAGGAGGGAAAGAAAUCUUCUGGUAAAUCUAAAACCAAGACUAACAAACUGCUGGAUAAAAAUUCAAAGACAUCAUUCUGCAGGGAGCUCAAGAAGGUGAUCGAGGCCUCAGAUGUGGUUCUAGAAGUUUUAGAUGCAAGAGAUCCAAUGGGCUGCCGCUGUCCUCAAGUGGAGAAAGCUGUAACUUGCUCUGGAGGAAACAAAAAGCUACUGUUGGUUCUGAACAAAAUUGAUUUAGUGCCAAAAGGGAACUUGGAGAAAUGGAUGAAUUAUUUGAAGAAGGAGUUUCCAACGGUUGCUUUUAAAUCAGCAACGCUGACAAAGGACAAGACUAUGCCAGAACAGGUCACAAAGAGACGUGGACGUGUUGAUUUUUCAAGAACCACUGAGUGUUUUGGAAGCAAGUGCCUUCUGAAACUUCUUCAAGAGUACGUCAGGACUCAAAACAGACCCAUUCAGGUUGGGGUAGUAGGCUUCCCUAACGUGGGAAAGAGCAGCAUAAUCAACAGUCUUAAAGGAGUUCGUGCUUGCAACGUUGGUGUAGCAAGAGGUGUGACCAAGUCCAUGCAAAUUGUACACGUUGAUAAGCAGACGAAGAUGUUGGACAGUCCAAGUAUAAUUGCAGAUCCUUCCAACAGUGCCGUGGCCCUUGCCUUAAGACGUAUCAUAGAUACUGAUGAACCAGGCUCAGCAGAUGUGCUUGAAGGAGUAGAUGCCAUUCUAAAUCACUGCAGUAAACAGCAGGUAAUGAUGUGCUAUACUAUCCCAGAUUUCAGGAACACAGAAGAGUUUUUAGCCUUACUUGCUCAGAAAAGGGGUAUGCUGAAAAAGGGAGGUGUUCCUGACAUAGAGAACAUGGCUAAAUUACUACUUUGUGACUGGACAGGAGCUAAAAUAAGCUACCACUCCCAGCCUCCAGAAUCUCAGAUGCUGCCACCAUAUCUUACAGAAGACAAAAUAGCUGAAAUGCAGGGGUGCUUUAAUUUAAAGAACCUAGAAGAAGGAAACAACACCACUGUUCAAGCUAUAAAAUUCCCAAGUCCAGCAAACAGCAUUAUGUUCCAGUCAGCUGGUAUGUCAAAUGGGUUAAUAGAGGAAACUGAAGUGAUAGAGGAAGCAUCAGAGUGGGAAAACAUGGAAACGAGCAAGGAGGAAGAAGAGGAGUUGUUCACAGAAAGUGAUGAUGAUCAAGACAAUGUGGAAGAGAAUGAUGUUAAAGAGGAAAGCAAGGUUCAAGUCACCAGGAAAGCAAAGUUUGGAAAACGACAAACCAGUUCUUCAAAUUCAGACAAGCAGAUAGCAGAGAGCCAACUUUCCAAUCCCCUGUCACUCAGCUUGGAUCAGACAGCAGCUGAAGAGGAUGCCUAUGAUUUUAAUACAGACUAUGUGUAAUGAACUGCAUGGAGACCCUGUUUGGAGACACUGCUUACUGGCUUUCAGAACAGUCACCAACACUUGUCUUGUGGCACAAGCUAGAGGACCGUACCAGAGCUGCGACAAAGAUUCCCAAUUGUUGCUAUGUCAAAUAACAUAUAUAAUGGUGUGUCUCUCUUGAUCCUUCCAGAUUUCAUACAAGUCUAGCAAACAGACUCUAUUCAGCUUUAAGUCCUAAACUUUAUUUCCUGUACUAAAGCUGAUUAGCUUAUCCUAAUAGACUGAGUUUGCUUUGCCUUAUAAAAAGAUGUUUCAAACUUUGGUGACUGAAGUUAUUUCAUUACUCCUAGUCACUUCAAGGACAAGAGUGGUUCUUGUUCACUAAA
Molecule: messenger RNA, 2072 nt
Organism: Indicator indicator
Lineage: Eukaryota; Metazoa; Chordata; Aves; Piciformes; Indicatoridae
Gene: GNL3
Product: G protein nucleolar 3
Exons: 15
Coding region: 1-1704 (567 amino acids)
Cellular component (GO): nucleolus
Molecular function (GO): GTP binding
Source: RefSeq, a predicted model, not a curated record